AUGAAGGAUCUUGGAGAGACAAAUACAUUUCUUGGUUUCACCCUAGCUGCUUAUUCAGCAGGGACGUUGGUGUUCGCACCAUUCAUCGGAUUUCUGGCAGUUAAAUGCGAAGCAUCAAAGGCCAUCGUUGUCAUGUGUGGUUUAGUGAAAUUAUUUGGUAAUGUUCUGUAUUCGAUACCCGUCAAUGGAUAUUUCCCUUUGUUUGGGAGAUUUAUAAGUGGUAUAGGUGAAGGAACAACGGGAGUGCUCUAUGGAGCCGUGACAAAGUGCACUACUAACGAAAAUCGUGCAACAGCAUUUCUAUAUUUCGAAGGUCUCUACUGUAUUGGCGAAGUAUGUGGUCCAGCAAUUGGAAGUCUUCUUAUAUUCAACUUCAAUAUAUUGG
Paramuricea clavata is the source of this 385-nucleotide messenger RNA. NCBI's taxonomy places the organism in Eukaryota, Metazoa, Cnidaria, Anthozoa, Malacalcyonacea, Plexauridae. The record is from the annotation of a GenBank genome assembly.